Messenger RNA from Phlebotomus papatasi, 2616 nucleotides. It is a transcript of the gene Pat1, whose product is annotated as amyloid protein-binding protein 2. The transcript is spliced from 5 exons. Gene Ontology annotation, biological process: intracellular protein transport. The record is from RefSeq and is a predicted model, not a curated record. NCBI's taxonomy places the organism in Eukaryota, Metazoa, Arthropoda, Insecta, Diptera, Psychodidae. Gene Ontology annotation, molecular function: protein binding. The coding region runs from base 99 to 1970 and encodes 623 amino acids.
CUCAAUUUGAAUCUGAGCGAUUUCGCUGAGUCAAGAUGGCAGAGUGACAGCGAGCGCGCCGUCAUCUGGCUGUCAGUUGUAUUUUUUUGUUGCAGAAAAUGGACAGUGCAAAGAAUCCGAGUUCGCUCUAUGAAUUGUGUUUAGGAAAAUAUGUAUCAAAUUUGAGCAAAAGUGUUGUGUCUCUGCAGAAAAUAAAUGCCCUUCGACUGCUGCCUCCGGUCAUCCUGGCCGAAAUCUACUAUGCCAUCUCCCAGAAGGCUGAUCUGUGCGAGACAUUGCUGGAGGAAUUGUCCGACUUGAUGGUAUUUGCCAAACUUCUGCGCUUCGGUUCAGCUAGACAGAAGCUGCUGAAGUGCUUUGCCAGUCUCGUAAAGAACAAUUUACCCAUCAUGUCGUGCCUGACCAAACGCUAUGUUGACUAUAUUGAGUACAGGAGAUGGUACAAGCAGGGCAGUGGUAGCAAAAGUUGCACAGAUCCCGAAGAGGAAGAUGCAGACAGUCUGAGCAAGGCUCGACGGCAGGAUGUUGAUCUAGGGCUGCGCCUGGGGACUUUUCUGUCGGAGGCUGGAUGGCUGUCAGAAUGUAUUGAGGUUAUGUCAUGUGUUUUGAGGGUGGUGAGAAAUAUUCCUAGGAAUGAGACAUCCACGGAGCAUCUGCUGACAGAAUUGGAUUGUCUGCAGAGAUUGCUCUAUGCUCAGGCAAAUUUCUGUCUAUUCCGGGAUGCUGAUAUCACGUACAAGGCCAUCGUGGGACUGAUUGACAGGGUGGGCAUAGAUAGCAUCCCGAAAAGUCUCCUGGCCAAUGUCUAUCUGCAGAUUUCAGUGUUGUUCUUUGCCCGAAGUGAAUACGAUCAGAGCUAUACGUGGAGUAUACGGGCUCUGACUAAUGUGGCUCAGGAGAAUAUUCCGGACAAGGUGGUGAUUGAUGUGCUGCUGCAAGCGGCAAAAUCGUGCGUAGUGAAGCGUCACUUCAAGAAGGCCAAUCUUCUGAUCAUGAUGGCCGUCACGAAGACACGCAGUAUCUACGGCAGCAAUCACCAGAAGUACGCCGAUGCGUUGCUAGACUAUGGCUUCUACCUUCUCAAUGUGGACGCCAUUACGUCCAGCGUGGAAGUGUACAAUGAAGCCCUGCAGAUUAAAACGGAAAUCUUUGGUAGUAUGAAUCUCCUGGUGGCUGUGGCUCAUGAAGAUCUCGCCUAUGCCCUCUAUGUGCGUGAAUACAGCUCGGGGAAAUUCACAACGGCACGAAAUCAUGUUGAGAGUGCAAUUGGCAUCAUGAAGAAGCUCGUGCCGACAAAUAAUCUCAUGUUGGCAUCGGCAAAACGGGUGAAAGCGCUGAUUCUCGAAGAAAUUGCCCUGGACAAUAUGAUGAUGCACUCCAGUACUGACCAUCAGGAUCUCCUGCAGCAAUCGGAGAUUCUGCACAAGUCAGCACUGGAGUUGUCGCUGGAGGCCUUUGGGGAGAUUAAUGUGCAAACGGCGAAGCAUUAUGGGAAUCUGGGGAGACUGUAUCAGAGUAUGAAUAAGUUCGAUGAUGCGGAAAGGAUGCACCAGAGAGCUAUUAAAAUCAAGACAGACCUCCUGGGAGCCUAUGACUACGAAGUGGGACUGUCAAUUGGGCAUCUGGCAUCCCUCUACAACUAUCACAUGCAGAAGCAUCACGAAGCCGAGACGCUCUAUCUCAAAAGCAUCGAAAUAAGUCUGCGCCUCUUUGGGGACUCGUAUUCUGGCCUGGAAUACGAUUACCGUGGAUUGUGUCAUGUUUAUGAAUCUCUAGCCAACACAGAUAAGUACUUGGAAUACUCGAGAAUCCUCGACACUUGGAGAAUUCUGCGGCAGGAAAAUGAUGAUGGGAGUAAAUCUGUAUUUGUUGAAGUGCGAGAUGACACGACAAUGGAAGAGGUGACGAAAAAAUUCUUCGAGAUGUGUUCGGAACCUAGCAAUGAAGUUAUAGCGACAAAAGCCACGUGAUUCCCUUUAAUCUGCAUUGUUGCAUAAAAAAGGAUUAAAAAAAAAAGAAAACCUCUUUGCAGUUGAAUAAAAAUUCAAUGAUUAUUGUUCUGUUUUUACAAAGAGAAAAAAAUAGUGCAAAAAAAAUCAUUGCAGAUGUACUAAUUAAUCAAUUUUUUUUGUGACAGAAGAAUCAUAUAUUUUUUUCUCAUUUAAGGCAAAAUACGUUUUUUUUGUAAUUAAAACAACUAUCUCUUCAAAAAAAAAUAGUGAUUUUUUUGCUAAUAAGUAAGACAAUUUAUGAGGAAAAAACCCUCUUUUUUAGGAGAACAUCAUUGAAGGAAGAAAAGAAAUAUUAUUUUCCAUUUUUUGAAAAUUUAGUCGUGAUUUUGAUGUAAAACUCAGCUUCUGAUACUUCUUUUCGAAUAAAGAAAAAAAACAUCUUUGUAUAGGAGUAAUAUUCUUAGAUGUUUUUGUAAAGCAUAGCCAUUACAAAAUUCGCUAAAAUGUGAAAAUAUAUUGAAGAAAAAAAAACAUUGUGGUAACUAUUUGAAAAAAAAAACAAAUCUGUAGACAGACAUUGAAAAAGAUGAAGAGAGAAUUAAAAGAAAAAAAGUUGUAGCUGGAGCUAAAAGAUAAAUAAAAUGUUGAGAAAAAAAAACACUUG